AAAAUGAUCCAAGAAUGGUGUGUUGAGAAUAAAGAUCAUGGGAUCGAGAGGAUCCCAACUCCAAGAAUCCCAGUAACCUCAUUAGAGGUAAUAGAGAUUCUUAGGAAGGUAGAGUCUUGCUGCAAAUCGCAGCAAGGCUUAGAGUCUGGUCGAGAACUAGUAAUGAAAAUGAGGAAGAUGAUAAAGGAAAGCAUGAGGAAUAAACGUUGUUUUGUUACCAAUGGAGCCGGAAAGAUCCUAUCGUCUACACUUCUUGUUUUGUCGGAGAAAUUAUCGGUUGGUGAUAGUGAGACAAUGGAAGAAAUUCUAUCAACUCUGACAAUAUUAUUGCCUCUAGAUGAUGGUGAGUCCAAGUCAAUUCUUGGUUCAAAAUCAUCUUUAAAUUGUAUGAUUUGGUUCUUGAAGUGUGGGAGUUUAUCAAGUAGGAGGAAUUCAGUUUUUUUGCUCAAAGAAGUCAUGAGAAUGGAGGAAAUAUGGAGAGUAGAAGAGUUACUAAAGAUUGAUGGAGCUUUGGAAUCUUUAGUGAAGCUUGUGAAAGAGCCAAUUUGUCCUACUACUACAAAGGCUUCUUUAUUAACAAUUUACCAUAUGGUUAAUUCAUCAUAAUUAUCAAAUGAGAAGGCAAGAUCAAAAUUUGUUGAUUUGGGGUUAGUGGAAUUGCUUAUAGAGACACUUGUGGAUAGUGAGAAGAGAAUAUGUGAAAAAGCAUUAGGAAUUUUGUCUGGACUUUGCAACUCAGAGAAAGGGAGAAAGAGGGCUAAUAGUUAUGCCUUAACUAUUCCUGUUUUGAUCAACAAAUUGUUAAGAGUUUCAGAUAUGGCAACUGAAUUUUCAGUUUCAAUCUUAUGGAAACUAAUUGGGAAGAAUGAAAAAAAGGAUAAUGUUGUGCUUAUUAAUGAAGCACUUCAAGUUGGUGCAUUUCAGAAGCUAUUGCUACUAAUACAAGUUGGUUGUAGUGAAAAUACUAAGGAGAAGGCUAGCGAAUUGUUGAA
Capsicum annuum is the source of this 992-nucleotide messenger RNA. Its product is annotated as U-box domain-containing protein 21-like. Lineage: Eukaryota; Viridiplantae; Streptophyta; Magnoliopsida; Solanales; Solanaceae. Gene Ontology annotation, molecular function: ubiquitin protein ligase activity. The record is from RefSeq and is a predicted model, not a curated record.